AUAUACCUGUAUUCAAAACAGGAAAUGCAAACAAUAUUUCACUAUGUCCAAACUAUAUUCGUUCAAAUGUAUCGUUAUUGGUUAUACUCACUGAGCUUAAUAAAAAAAUGCAAUAAUACCACAUGGCUAUGUGGCUACCGAGCUACUUUUUCUGAUAGACAAUCUUUGAGAACGCCCUUGCUUCAAUCAGCAUCGCCCUUUUCUACUUCAUCCGACGAGAAACUGAUUUUAAACAUUUGGCGGCGGAUUGGGAUUUGUUUGGUGCUUGACUGUAGCCAGCUAACGUUAGGUUGUAUGUAAAUAACUUUUAAAAACUUGGCAAGUGAGUUUACGCAUUAACAUGGAUUCAACUAUGGCGAAACUUCUUGUUGGACUUUCAGUCAACAUCCAAAGAAGCGAUGGGCGAGUGCAUGCUGCAAAUGUCAAAUCUGUGGAUUCCACAAAGUGUACUGUGACGGUUGAAUGGUUAGAGAAAUCUGUAUGCAGGGGAAAAGAGCUUGAAAUUAAUGAAUUAUGGUCCCUGAACAAAGAGCUUUUUGAGCGCAUGAAACCAACUAGUAUACCUGCUCCUCCGGAGAAGAAAUGUGAAAGCCGUCUUCGUUCAUCCGGGGUCCCUGCUCCUUCCAGUCCUUCUACUCCAGCGGGUCCUCCUGAGGAGACAGUUCCACUUCCAAGAAAGUCUACACGGCAGACAUGCUUGUUCCGGACCCUUACUCCUGUCUCUGAGCUUGCUGCUAAGACUAAGCAUGACUCCCUGUCUUCAGAGUAUCCACCCUCUGUCCUCAAAGCUUCAGGUGUGCCCAACCGAGAGAGGAAAAGGAACAGUCAGAGACCGACUGCUGUCCUGCCCCCAGUCAACGAGGCCCUGAAGGAGAAUGAGGCCAAGAGUGUUUCCUCAGUCACCUCAAGCAGACGGAGAUCAGUGCUACCCCAAGACAUGAGCAAACCAGUGAACAAAAGAUUGUCCCAUGCAGUCAAGAGCUUGGACAUGGUGCCCAAGAAAGGAAAAUUUGAAGACACAAACCGACCGAACAAGCAGUUUUACCAGAUGAUUGAAGAGUUCAGAGAGACCUUGGAAGUACUUCCUUUAUCUCUGUCUGAUAUGGUUGAAGCUCGUAGAAUUUGUGUGUGCGUUCGCAAGCGUCCUCUCAACAAUAAAGAGGUGACUAAGAACGAUAUUGAUGUGGUUUCUAUCCCUGGUAAUGGAACGCUUCUCCUUCAUGAGCCCAAGCAGAAAGUGGACCUGACAAAGUACCUUGACAACCAGGUCUUCCAUUUUGACUACUCCUUUGAUGAGUCAUCCACCAAUGACUUAGUGUACAGAUUCACUGCCAAGCCCCUUGUCCAGACCAUCUUUGAUGGUGGGGUGGCAACUUGUUUUGCUUACGGACAAACUGGAAGUGGUAAAACUCAUACAAUGGGAGGAGAUUUUUCAGGGAAAAGCCAGAACAACGCGAAAGGGAUCUAUGCCAUGGCAGCUCAGGAUGUAUUCGCCCUCCUGAAGCAGAGGAGAUAUUCCGGUCUGGACCUGUGUCCCUACGUGACAUUCUUUGAGAUCUACAACAGCAAGGUAUUUGAUCUGCUGAACAAGAAGGCCAAGCUGCGAGUGCUAGAGGAUGAGAAACAACAGGUCCAGGUGGUCGGCCUGCAGGAGAUGUACGUUUCGUGUGCUGAAGACGUCAUCAAGAUGAUUGAGAUGGGCAGUGCAUGCAGGACGUCCGGCCAGACGUCAGCCAACGCCAACUCGUCUCGCUCCCAUGCCGUCCUGCAGGUGAUCCUGCGAAGGAGGAACCAGGUGCACGGGAAGUUCUCCCUGGUGGACCUAGCAGGGAACGAGAGGGGCAUUGACGUUCGCAGUAGCGACAGACAGACCCUCGUAGAGACGGCCGAGAUCAACUGCAGCCUGCUGGCUCUCAAGGAAUGCAUUCGCUCCUUGGGGAUGGACAGCCACCACAUCCCCUUCAGGAUGAGCAAGCUGACACAGGUACUCCGAGACUCCUUCAUCGGCGAGAACUCCAGGACAUGCAUGAUUGCAAUGGUGUCUCCUGGAAUGUCCUCAUGCGAUUCCACUGUGAACACACUACGCUAUGCAGACAGAGUGAAGGAACUGAAUGGAACGUUAAAGAUGAAUGAUGCGGAUCUUCCCAAGAAGAUUGAUGAGAUGGAAGUGGAGAACAGCUCCUCAUCAGAAGAGGACUCCAUUGUACCCAUGACCGACGUGUAUGAGGCCAUAUCCCAGGUUUCUGAGCUGGAGGAGAGGGUGCACGAGGAGUUGACGGGAGCAAGUAACAUUAUCAAGCAAAUGGAGAUGCCAUCAUAUGACAUUGAGGCUGGGGCGACUGAUAUUGUGGACUACGCAAGAAAAUUACUGGACACGGUCCUGGCAUUGCAGUCUGCCAUUGAUGGAGAGCGACUGGCAAGGAUGUCACCCAAAUCAGGUUAUUGCUGAGAGGGACAUCCCUCAACUUGUUCACUUGGGAAUAAUGUUCUGAUAAGUUUUAUCAUGCAGUAACUAUUCAUUAUUGUUCAAUUGGGCAUAAAUUCCCUUCUGCUAACUUUCAUUUAAUGGUACAUGAAAGAACCUUACCUCUAAUGUGUAAAGCCUCUCACUACAUACCAUAGAUCUCUGUGAAAGUAUGUUAACAGUUCAUGUUUUAAAUGGAUUUGUAUUCAAACUGGAGAUUUGUCCAGCAUUUAAAUGAUUUGUGAAUAUAAUAAAGGUAUUUACCAAUAUGUUA
Molecule: messenger RNA, 2738 nt
Organism: Oncorhynchus mykiss (rainbow trout)
Lineage: Eukaryota; Metazoa; Chordata; Actinopteri; Salmoniformes; Salmonidae
Product: kinesin-like protein KIF2C
Biological process (GO): microtubule depolymerization; microtubule-based movement
Cellular component (GO): microtubule
Molecular function (GO): microtubule binding; ATP binding; microtubule motor activity
Source: RefSeq, a predicted model, not a curated record